CGUGUCACGAAAUAAAAAGAGGCGCGCAUCGCGUCACGACAAAAAUAUCAUCAUCAUCAUCAUAAUCGCCCCACUCUCCUCCUCCCCUUCUUCAUCCAUCCAUGCUCCUCCUCUUCGUCUCAAGCCCCCAACCCUGCAAACCCUAACCCUAGGUUCCAACUCCGAUGACCUGAGAUCAAACCCCUAGAAGGCGGCGACGAUGACCUCUUCCUUCUUCGAGAUCCGCCUCUUCUACGUCCGCAUCUCCCCCUGCUCCAUCGACACCGUCCCCUCCUUCCUAACCCUCUCUCAUCUCCGCCGUCCCGUCGGCGUCUCCCUCGAGAUAAACGGCUCCAGGAUCCCGUCCUCCCAUUCCACCUCCCUCCUUCUCCGCAGAGAUCGGAUCGAUCGCGAGUCGUCAGAGGUGACCUACGUCAGCACCGACAGGACCAAGCUCUCCGGCGCCGUCGAUUUCGAGGUAGGAGACGAUAAAAACUUAAUCCCUUGCGGAUCGUUGGGGAAGGUGGCGGCGUGGAGCAAUGGGACUAUUGGAUCGGCUGGGGACAAGACCCGAGAACGGCGAUGGAGUAUGGAUUGUCAUAUGGCGGCUUCAAUUAGCGGGUCGGUUUCGUCGCAGCCAAAUUUUGGGAUUGUGAAUCCGUUAGUGGAGGUUUAUGUGGCCGGGUGUUUUGGUGGGGUUCCCUUGAUAUUGACUCAGACGGUGAUGGUUAGUCCGAGGAGGAAGGCGAGGCCUGGGCUUUUGGAUUCGAUACCGGAGGAGCGUGGCGACAGGGAGAACGGGAGAAGUGAUGGAUUGGUUUGUCAGCGGACGAUGGCAUCAUUGCUCACAGAAGGGAGUUCUGAUGAUGGGUACGAUUCCAACGCCAAAGCUACACCAACUUAUUACCCUGGAGGUUGGUACAUGGAUGAAGAUGGCCAGCUCUCAUGGUUCAAUGCUGGAGUGAGAGUUGGGGUUGGGAUAGGGUUGGGAAUGUGUGUUGGGGUAGGGAUCGGUGUUGGGCUUCUCAUGCGCUCAUAUCAAGCAACCACCAGAAGUUUCAAAAGGCGAUUUUUCUAAAUUAUCUCAAAUGCUAUGCUGCAUAUUCCUCCAAGAAAUUGCUUGAAAAGAGUUCAUCAUCCAUCAAGAAGCUAUGCUAGCCGGAAAAUAUCCUGUAGAGGGAUUCUCUAUAGAAAAUAUUGUAGGGAGGAAUGGGAUGUUGAUACAUCUCUGAGAAAAUCCAGGAGCAACAUGUGUGCCGGCAAAAAAAAGAAAAGAAAAGUUAUUAGCUACCAUCUCUAAAAUUCAUGCUGUGAAAUAGGUGUCAAGAUCCCCAGCCUCUCUAUAUUUGAUUUUCUAUGGAGGGCCCUCUAUAGGUUCUCCCCUUUCUGCCUGCCACGUAAGCUCAAGCUUUGGCGGCCCUUCACUGUAUAAACCACCUGAGACCAUAAGUACCUGGCUCUGAGCAGCUUGUUCUCCAUCUCAUUUGUUUGUGAAGGGCUCUCAUAAACGUGUGACGAGUGACAUAGAGAGGUAUCGCAUGAAGUACAAGGGUAGUUAUCUAACCAGCUGGACCAAGGGAUUGCAUUGUGUGCUGCAAGCAUCUUCACACCCUUGUAAAAUCAGUGGAGAUGGGAGUCUCCAUCUUCCUCUUCACUUCUGUUCUUUUAUUUGUUUGCAAGCUCACGGUUGCUAUGUAAAAUUUCUUGGUUACAUCUGAUGCAAUAAUGUUUAUAAGUCUUUUGGCCAGUAAUAGAAAAUAAGUUGUUAAGUGUUGCUGUUUCAGGGUCAAGUUUUCUGUUUGAGAUAUUUUAUUUACGAUCGGAACCGUCUGCGGGCGUGAGUUCACAUUUCAUGAAUUCAGUUAUUUUGACGUCGA
Molecule: messenger RNA, 1856 nt
Organism: Asparagus officinalis (garden asparagus)
Lineage: Eukaryota; Viridiplantae; Streptophyta; Magnoliopsida; Asparagales; Asparagaceae
Source: RefSeq, a predicted model, not a curated record